AGACUGCCGUGUAGUUAGAGAUCCUCAAACUCUCAAGUCCAAAGGCUAUGGUUUUGUGUCUUUCGUAAAAAAAGCGGAUGCCGAGAAUGCGAUAGGAACGAUGAAUGGUCAAUGGUUGGGUAGUCGAGCGAUUCGCACUAAUUGGGCAACAAGAAAGCCCCCUGCCAAUCGUUCUCAGAACGACACCAAUGCCAAGCCCCUCACAUUUGAUGAAGUUUACAAUCAGUCCAGCCCAACCAACUGCACAGUCUACUGCGGCGGGAUCACUCAAGGUUUGUCAGAGGAACUGAUGCAGAAGACAUUUACUCCAUUCGGUCCCAUUCAAGAAAUCAGGGUUUUCAAAGAUAAAGGCUAUGCUUUUGUUAGAUUUGCAACCAAAGAGGCAGCCACACACGCCAUCGUAGCUACUCACAAUACAGAAGUGAAUGGUCAGACGGUGAAAUGUUCGUGGGGAAAGGAGGCUGGUGAUCCCAACAACCAACAGCAGCAACAGGUGGGCUUAAGUCUCAAGCAAGAAAUUCUGGCUGUAGAAGCAGCUGAAAACAAAGGUUUCCUGGCUAUGCUAUCUCAGAACCUAGCUGCGCAGUAUACCUUUCCGUACCAACAGAUGAGCUACUGGUACCCUCAAGGAUUUCCUCAAGUCCAAGGACAGUUCAUUCAGGGAAUGCAGUAUCCUUAUGGACAGUACUAUGGACAAGGAUUCGGAAUGGCGGGAAUGCAGAUGGCUUGGCAAGGCAUUCCUGGUCAGCCUCAGAUUGCUGCAGCUGCAGCUGCUGCUGCUGCCGCCCAGAGCCCCUUGGCGCAAGGAUUGCAACAACCAGGAAUGAUCGGUGCCUAUCCAAUGCAGCAGUAUCAGGCUCAGUAGUAUCCCAGCAUCAACUGUAUGUAAGGUGCGUCUGUAUGUGUGGCGGCAAAACUCCCUUCUAGUCACCCGUAUCCCCCCUUGUUCAAGUUAAGCCAAGCGCCCUCCACCGCACAACCGGGACGAAAACCUUUUCAGACAAAGGACAGAAAGAACUGCUUCGAGUUCCGCAAACUACUGUUUUGUUAUCGUCUUUGAAAGUAAAGUUUGAAGAAGAAAAAUAUAUGCUGUAAGCCUGCAGAAUAGUUUAGAAAAGGGAAUGUUACUUCAGAGUUAGCGGAAUAUAGAAUGAUUAUUUUUUGAGAAGGCAAUAGCCGUAGUUGGUCUUAGGAACGUUUUCCGCAUUGAAGUACACAGAAUAUAUGAAGCUCACAGAUAACUAUUUAUUGAGAAAUAUGCAUGUUCAAAUUUUUAAUACGUUUUAAGCCUAAAUACUUCUUGAAGAAAAGAUAUUUUCUGAUUGUUGCUCCACUGAAGAUGUGAUACAUUUUUAAUUUCAGAGAAGAGAUUUUUAGAAUAUUUCCGAAAAUGUGUUCAAAAAGCAAAUGCCAGUUUUGAUGUCAUCAGUAGGUUAUUAAUAGAAAGUAAACUUUACAUAAAAAUAUGAAUGUGUUUUCUAAGAUUUAAAAAAGAAUUUUUACCAUAAUAGGGAGAAGUCUAGUAGUAUGAUUGAUUACAUUAGACGAAUUCAAAAUACCCUAUACUUCCUCUAUUUAUAAGUGUGGUUUUCUUUUCUGGAAUGUUCUGCAUCCAUAAAGCAUCUAUACCAGUAUUUGAAAUCUAACAAAAGUAAUAAUUAAUUUGUGACGUUGAACUUAUAUUUUAAUAUGCAGCAAAAUUUCCCUGCGAAAAAUGCUUGUUCUACUGAAAUUUGCAUGUUCUUGUAACAUUACAAAUCCUAACCCAUGAGAGACGGUUUGGUGAAGAGUUGUUAGAGGAAAAGUGCUGAUGGAAGUUCUAAGCUCUCUCCUACAAGGAAGUUGUCAUUUAAUCUUGAAAAGCUAGAAGCUUGUCCAGAGGCAAAAGAACUCUUCGUCAAAGUCUCUACGAUGCUAUGUGUCAAAAUAUAUCGUGGAACAAUGGCAAAAAUUAACUGUGGCUGUCGAACUUUUAUUACAAUUUGAAACGAGAAGGUUCCCGGUGGGGGGACUUGGGUGACUUUAUAAUUCGGCAUUGGAAUCCGAAAUACCAUAACCUAUGCUACACAGUCACCACCUGCACUAACCCUUUAAUUAUUGUGUUUGUUGGUUUUCAACGGAAGAAAAAAAAGGAAAACAUAGAUUUUAAAUGUCAUCACGUGUUCAGUGACCAAGACAAAUCAUCUAGUAUACUGUUCGUCUUAGAGUUACAAGUUAGUCAUCUCAGUUAUCUCCCCCAGGUGGCGCUGUGAGCGAAAAAGAGAUAACUAAAAUUCCCUGGAACGUAUUACAUGUUCCAAAGGUGCUGAGUUAGAAGCACUGUUUUAUUUAUUCACAUAAAAUAGGAAGAUUAGUUGUUAGUAGUUGAGUAUAAGAUAGAAUUUACAGGAUGUUUGUGAGUAUGUAUGUAUGUUUUGAAAAACGGAGGAACUUUUGGAUUACAUCGGUGUAUGUACACUUUCGGAAGUACGAUGAAGAUCUAUUUUUGUUUUCCCCUUUUUUUUUUUUUUUUUUUUUUUUUUUUUUUUUUUUGGAUAGUGAGCUGCAUUCAUAUGUACUUGCAAAGCCAGGCUUCCACCCGAUAAGUCAGUUUGCAGUUUAAUUUUUUAAGAGGUUAGAUCGAACGAGCUACACUGGGAAUCACGAAACCCGUAGAAACAUGUCGUGUCCCUUUUGUUCUCCAUUUCAAAGAGCUACCAUUUGUCACAAAACAUUAGCUGAAUGCCGUUUCAGUAGCAUUUUUUCUACGGGCUUAUAAAAAUAUAAAAUGGUAAGAACAUUUAUCGGACGGGUUGUAAAUCCUUACGUCCUGAUUCUGACGUUGAUAAUAUCCAGUGGUUAUCAAAAUGGUGCAUCGUGCUUAUUGGGGAAGCACCAAAGCUUACAGAUUAACGUCGAAACAGAUGGACACAUUAACACACUUGAUUCAUAAUUAACUUUCGAAACGCGCAACAAAACUCUUCAAGCUAUUUAAAUUAAACGUUCUUUCAAAUAUAUUGUGUAAACGCAGCGCUACACGUAUGACAGCACACUUAAUUAAAAUAUUAACAGAACAGCAGAAAAACAACCACUGAUCUUAAGAGAUUAUUCAGAUUCACAAAAUGCUUAACCUUUUUUUUAUUUUUUCUUCAAACAUCAGUGUUUAGUAGAAGCAGACGCAUCUUUGAUGAGUUUUUAGCUGCAGUUCAUAAAAUGUAAUACAGUUCGUAACACAAUCUGAUUCCGAGAGCACGUAAAUUUUGCAAGUAAAAAGUUGCCUUAGGCACACUACCUUGCAGUUAAAAAGAGUAUGAAUUUUCAAAGCAAAUUGAAACGACAAUCCUUAUUCGCUUGCUGGAAGUAUAUUAAUUAAAUCAAGCGUUUUAUUAUUUCGUAGCUAAUGAUGUAGAUCAGCAUGAAUAAUUUCUUUUACAUGAGCAUGUAAAACAAUUUACGUACUUGAAAUCGUGUGCUUUAAAUAGAAAUAAUUUCAUUCGACCGGUAAUUAGAAAAGCUUCAUGUAAUUAGAACUCGUUAGUUCCAUCGUUACAUGAGAACUCAUUGUUACUUUUCAUCAAUGGUACGCAAUCUAUAAAGCACAUCAGUUUCUAAAGCUCAUAUAGUCCUAAGUUUUAAAACUUGACUGAUAGCUAGUAAAACUUGCAGCAAUUUUUGUAACAGUUUAAUGCGAAAUGGGUCAAGAUAUUUUACUUAAAAUGAGAGUUAGGAAAUUGUGCACUGUAUUUUGCAAACCACUGGAAUUAAAGAAGCAGUAUUGUUAUGCAGGUCAUUAGCCGCUUGCUUUAAUGAAUACUAAACCAGCUCUCUUAACUUUUUACUCUCCUCUCUUAAACAAAUAAGUAUUUUUGGAAAAAUAAAAUAAGGGGUUGAAAUGGAUAAUUUUUUGUUAAAACCUGUUUAUUUUAUCAAAGCUGUGGUGGGGAUUAACCACUUCUUAAUCACCCUCCUUUUCAAGAGAGAUGAUUGAUAUUUUCAUACUGUCUUUAAAAUGUGCAUUUUGUUUGCUAACGGCAUAAAUAGAAUUUUGAGGCUGUGUGGCAUAUGAAGGACACAAAUACAUUACUUUAUUACACUGAAUGAGCUGAUACAACGUUGUAUUCACAUUGUACAAAACCAGAGCAAAAUAUCAUAUUAGCUGAUUUGAGUGUGGUACAUUGGUUAUGCCUGCACUGCGUAAUGCAGUGCAUGCCGUAGUUAGAAAUUAAACUGUUUGUACUAGCCUAAGGAGUUAUAUAUGCUAUUAAAAUGAAAAUAAAUUUGAACUUCUGUCAUAAUAAUAUUUUCUCAAAACAAAGUAAAUUAUUUUGACUAAUUACAUCGAUUUAGUGAAAUGAUAUUCCCAUUAUCAAACAUAAAUUAUCAAUAUUAUCAUUUAUCAUUAUAUUUAAUGGAUACACGCGACGUAUGUAAAUUUCCUGAAAAUGUGACAAAAUAAAUUAAUAAAUAAGUAACUGAAAUACAAAUAUUUCUUAAAUUUAGAUUGUAUCAAAAUUUUGCAUCAUCAUUAUAAAUUAUUACGUACUCUUUUAGGGUACUUCUUGUCAAGAUCAAAGCUAUUUAAACCUUUGGCUAAUACAAAUAGUUUCAUUAUAAUAACCAUUCCUUAAUUAUACUGAAUAAAUAUGAGUUUAUCUCUAUACAGCGUUGUAUGCACAAUGUACAAACCAAACCAAAUACAAACAACAGUGAGCAACGUUUGCUGCAAAGGCACUGUGUUGUACUGUGUGCGGUAGCUAGUUCUAUACUAAGGUUUCCAAGCAAAAAAUCAAUUAGAAGAGAACGCGUAAAACGCCGCUCGGCCGCGAAAUGUAACUUUAUAACCAAACGUAGUAGUUUGUAGGAGCUUUGAUAGUUUAGAUCUGAUUGUAGUCAGCCACGCGACAUGUAGGUUGUUUCGCUACGUAGCAUCCAAAGAUUUGUACACUUAGUCUAAACGAGUCUCGGUAGUAUUGUGCGUGUACUGAACGUAUGUUUGUGUAUUUGUAGUCCGUGUGCCAGACCAAACGUUCGUAGUUGGCGAGCGUUUGACAAUUUAUGUACCGUGCGAAUGUCAAGUAUAUGUCCUUGUCUCUAAGUCCAUUGUUCCUAGAUGACCUUCGUUGCAUAUGAUAAACAAUGAUGUUUCCAAACCAAACCCAUUGGGUAAAUUAUACAAAUAUAUAAGUCAAAGAAAGUCGUUAGUUUUACAAGUUGAUGUUCAAAGAGAAAAGAUAGCUUCCGAGGUUGAUCUGAAACAAUUUUGCAGUACGAAAAACUGCAUAAAAACUAAUCUUGCUGUUGACAAUUCGUUCUUUUACUUUCGGAAGUUUAUAGUCUAUGAAUAAUCCGUACGCAGCCGCGAAAAGAUGAAUUUAUCUAUCAGUUUGUGUGUCUGUAUGUAUACAUACAUAUGCUUAUAAAUAUACAUGUUUAUAUAUAUAUUCUCGGACACACGCAAAUGCAUCAUGUUUAUGGAUAUAUAUACAUAUAUAUAUUUUGAACUUUUUGUGGCAGCAUAUUGUUGGUAUAUUUCCUCUCUUCUAGAUAUCUUGUUUUUUUAAAUGUUUGCUAAAAUGUUGUCUGGCAUGGCAUGCGAUAAGUAGAAUGAUUUCAAAACUUAAAAAGUAACAAGUUUUCAGAAAACAUAAAAAGUUCUCUUUUGCAUUUAGCAGGUCGUGACAAGUCGCAAGUGCGAACGCACGAUACUCAUUUUUUACACGUUUUGAUAUUAUAUCCGAGCUGAAGAUUUUCAGUCGCGCCGAUAUGAAUUAUACACAAAUAAAACGGACAAGUGACACUCACAAACAUUGAUAAUUUCUUACAAAAUCAAAAAUACAAUUCUUGUUAGUUGACAGGGGACUGCUGUUUUUGUUGUUUGAGAUAUCCAGCUUGCUUGCUUAUAUAUGUGCGUAUGUUUAAUGUGUGAGUGUCGAAAUUUCAAUAAGGAAUUGAAAACGUUAUCCCCAUUUGGGCAGAAAUCUGUUGAAACUGUAUUACCUGGGGUGUAUCAGUGGGGUUUCGGAAUUCAAUAUAUAUAUAAUAUAUAUAUAUAUGUAUAAAGAGGAAGCAAAAUUCGUCCGUUUUCUAAAUUUCCUUGUACUGAUUGACAUGCCUAAAACCCUACGGUUCCUGUUAUUUCCAGGAGGCUUAGGGUUUCUUGCAAUUCUCUCCGAAUAGCAGCACAAAUGUUUUGUUUGUGUGCUUUGUUAUCCACCCUUUGCAUAGCAUUUGUUCUGUAUGUCUGUAAUGUUAAAAACCGAAGCCCCAAAUGAAAUGUAUUUAUGCUAAGCUGAAACACUCCAUCAGUGAAUUUAAAUGGUUAAAAAUAUAUAAUAUAAUAAUAAAAUAGAAGAUGUUUUGUGAUUUGGAAUUAUGAUUGUAGCGCCAGAAAGAGAAAUGGAAGAAAAUAAAAGUGAUAAAUUUCUAAA
Molecule: messenger RNA, 6407 nt
Organism: Stegodyphus dumicola
Lineage: Eukaryota; Metazoa; Arthropoda; Arachnida; Araneae; Eresidae
Product: cytotoxic granule associated RNA binding protein TIA1-like
Molecular function (GO): RNA binding
Source: RefSeq, a predicted model, not a curated record